CUAACCUCAACAACUUUCCCUUUGUCCUUUUGUCAAACAUCACUUGAUUCUAAUCUAUGUUGCUUUCAUCAAGAAUCAAUUAGAAGGUCCCAAAAUACUAAAAAAUAAUGCUCAACAGCUACAAAAUGAUGAUGAUCUUCACAAUACAAUGUUCCAAAACACAACAUUCCAAACCCACCAAAAAUAUAAUGUUCCUUUCUCCUCAAAUUUCUCAAAGAUUGAAACUCUAGUCACUAGUUCCAAAUGGGUAGGCAAGAUAAUGAUCCAAAUUCAAAUUCAACCAUGGUGAAGAACUCUUCCAUUGCUCUUCUUCAAGAAAGGUUUAGACAAUUGGAGAAAGUGAAAGAAAGAAGAGAAGGUAAACAACUUCUUAGGUUGUUGUCAUCAUCAGAGACCAACACCAACACACAACAAAGGUUUAUAGUUUCACAUAAUAAUAGGUCAAGUUAUGAUCAUGAUUCUCUUUCUCUUGGACUCAACUUGACAAACAAGCAAGGUGAUAAGAACAACAUGAAAUCAAACACUUCUUUGAGUGAAUGGUCACAAGGUGCAUCAUCAUCAUUAUCAAGAAAUUUUGAUGCAUCAGAUGUUGAUACUUCACUUCAUCUAUAAAUAUUUUUUUCACCUAAGUUUUUUUCACCUAUGUUUGUAUUUUGAUUUUGCAUAAUCAAUAUUUAUGUGUUUGUUAUGUAUAUGUGCAUAUAAUAUAAAGUAAUAUUUCUCCA
Molecule: messenger RNA, 725 nt
Organism: Vicia villosa (hairy vetch)
Lineage: Eukaryota; Viridiplantae; Streptophyta; Magnoliopsida; Fabales; Fabaceae
Exons: 1
Coding region: 244-612 (122 amino acids)
Source: RefSeq, a predicted model, not a curated record